AUGUCCGAUAUAUAUGAAUCAGACAAACCUCGAGAGCCCUUUCAGGAUGAAUUAGUAGGCUUGGCCCAGCACGGCCAAUCAGGGAGAUCUGCUUCUGUUUCGCAACAACAAAGUACUUGUGAUGACCUCAACAACAACAAGCGUCAAGUGCGUUUGAUAUUAGAUCAUACUGCAUUUGUUCGGGGGAUUGGUAAUGUGAAACGAUGGUUUAAUGAGGAGUAUAUAGGGCAAAACCUCAACAAAUCAUUUGACCCAAUCAAGUUGAAUAUGUAUGUUCCUUCGUAUACUUUGCACGAGUUUGAUUAUGUGAAAAGAGGAACUUCAAUAAGUGCCACCAACGCACGAGAAGCAAUCAAGUUUAUUGAUAACUAUUUAGAGAAAUUCUCAAACAAUCACCCAACUUCAAAUGGCGGUAAAAUCCAAUAUAAUUUAAACCUUGAAUCUCCUAAUGAGGCUACACCAGUUUGGAAAACUUGUUCAAAGUAUAAAAUCUACUCACCGAAAAUUGGAGAUUUUCCAAAUUACAAGACUAGGUUCGAGUGUAAUCAGACUCGACAAACUAGGGGAAGUCAAACUGCUGAAGAUGAAAGUCAAAUUGCUGAAGAUGGAAGUCAAAUUGCUGAAGAUGGAAGUCAAAAUGCUGAGGAUGGAGAUGGAAAUGAAAAUGACCAUACUAUCAUUGGUAUUUUAGGCUCAUCGCAAAUGGAUCAAGACGCAGCAGCAGCAGUAGCAGCAUCUGAGAAUCUUGCCGAGAUGCCAAAUAGAUUGAGAUACUUGAUCAGGACUUGUAUAUUCAAGAGAUUUAUUGAGAAAUACCAGCCCAAGCCCAAAGAUAGUAUUGAGGAGUGGAAGCUUGUAACCGAGGAUCCAGUUACUAAAAUUUGGGCCAAGUCGUAUGGGAUUGAUUGUGUCAAUGUUAAUGAAGCCGAAUUGCUUAUUUUCCAAAAUUAUGAUGUCAAUCUGUUUAGAGUAUACAAUCCAUUUUCCUCGGGAAACGAUGAUUUUGAUCCAAAGAAUGAUAUCUUGCAAAACAGGAUUGAUACUACUUUAUAUGCCUACCACAGUGUGAAACAAGAACCUCCCAAGGCAACUUAUAGGAAUCGAAGAAGAGGGAAAGGAAAACAAGCUGAAAAGACGCAAGUACCAAUUGAAGGGGUUGUGCAUGAGAAACAAGUUUCUGGUGACGGUAAUGAAACUAUCAAGAAGGAAAAAUUCAAGGCAAUCAAUUAUGCACCGAGGGGACACGGAGAAUUAUGGGAACCAUGA
Lodderomyces oxycetoniae is the source of this 1266-nucleotide messenger RNA. RefSeq lists its product as uncharacterized. The transcript has a single exon. NCBI's taxonomy places the organism in Eukaryota, Fungi, Ascomycota, Pichiomycetes, Serinales, Debaryomycetaceae. The record is from RefSeq and is a predicted model, not a curated record. Bases 1 to 1266 code for a protein of 421 amino acids.